Molecule: messenger RNA, 1110 nt
Organism: Adineta ricciae
Lineage: Eukaryota; Metazoa; Rotifera; Eurotatoria; Adinetida; Adinetidae
Source: the annotation of a GenBank genome assembly
AUGAACCAAAACGGUACAAUUGGUCCUAUACCAAUACACUAUCAAAAUGCGAAUCCACUAUUGUACACACUUGCCCAGGAUCAUACGAACAUUCAACCAUAUUGGAUAAUGAUUCUACAAAUAGCCGGCUUACACUUAUUUUCUCGAUUGCGACAUCUUUUCAAAUAUGGAGUAUUUUCAACAACAUUGGAAAUUGGUCUUUUACGUUGGGCGGUAUUAUAUCAGCUUAAAACAGUGAACAACGUUUUACAAAGAGUCGAUGAUUUUGUCGGAAAUUUUGUACACAACUCUGAAUCUGCUCGAGAGAGAUUUAUUAAAGAAAUGGAACGAAUUAAGAGCCACACUCACGAGACAAAUGAAAAAUUCUAUAAAAAAAUCGAUUUUGAUUUGAUUGAUUAUAUUAUUCAUGGUCUUCCUACACUUGGCCAUGCCAUUUGGUACUGCUAUAUUCAAUCAUCAUGUAUGUCAGCGGAACAGGCAACUCCGUGGAAUUGUUACAAUGCAUUUGGAUAUAGAUUAUUCAAUUAUGUAUUUGUAUCCUAUUGGAAUUUUUCCUUCGUUUUUUACGUACAAUUGAUAGCAUUCAUAUUCAAAGACGCCCAUAAUCUUAAUUUACCAAAAAAAAAACAACCAAAAUCAAUCAUAAAAUACGUCUCCUUUGUUAUUACUGUAGGACUGUAUUUCAUUACAUGGGCGUUUGCUGGUGCUUUGUUAUUGCCAUAUAUGUUCACACAUGUUAUACCAAUGGCAUUUGCAUAUGGAUUUAUGGUUGUGAUCUACUUUUGUCUUUGGGGCGCUGUCUUAUUUUCCACACAGAUCUUAGCAGAACUACCUAAAUUUACUCGCAUAGUAUUCUACAUUUUUCUCCCAAGAUCUCUCACGGGAGCAUUUUAUUCAAUUUCAGCUGCUUUGUAUUCAACUGCACUCUUCAUCAAUACAUUUCCCAUUUUACUUACGGUGUUCUAUAAUUAUUCGCAAUAUUUAUAUUAUGGUGAAAAUUUCAUUUAUACAAUGUCAAAUGAGUUCAAUUCUCGAGAUACUGAAAUAUAUUUUGCCAUAUUUAGAAAUUCAGUUAAUGAAAAACUUCACAGUCUUUUGGAUUUUGUUUAG